Messenger RNA from Pocillopora damicornis (cauliflower coral), 513 nucleotides. RefSeq names its product beta-1 adrenergic receptor-like. The record is from RefSeq and is a predicted model, not a curated record. Lineage: Eukaryota; Metazoa; Cnidaria; Anthozoa; Scleractinia; Pocilloporidae.
AUGAAUGAUAGCCACCCACACGUUCAACUCAGCAGCGCAACGUCCCUCGGUCUAUCAUUGUGGUUUUCCUCUUCUGGGUUAGCAGCUGUGACAGGAAACGCAAUAAUAUUAUGGUUGUUUAUCAAAAACGUGUCUCUACGCCCAAUUUCCAACCGAUUCUUAGCCUCAUUAUCCGUAGCAGACCUUUUAGUAGGGCUUGUUAUAAUUCCUUUAUGGAUCUUUGUCAUAUAUUGGUCACCAGUUAGCACGUUGUUAAUCUGUAAGGUUCUGUGGGUUCACACAACCGCCGCAACUACUUCGAACAUACGAUGUGUUUCUGUAGAUCGGUUUAUUGCGAUUCAGUUUGCUUUCCGCUAUCAGGACCUUGUGACUAGGAAAAGAUGUUACCCGACGAUUAUUUUGGUGUGGCUAUUUUCAUUAAUUAUUGCUUUCUGUUUGUUGCCACUUUGGGUUGAGGCAAUCGCUUUCACUUCUUCAGCAAUCAAUCUAUUUAUAUAUUACUUUCGAAAUUAA